AUGGCUCCAACUAUCAAGCUGAGCAGUGGCCAUAAGAUGCCCCAGGUGGGCUUCGGUCUGUGGAAGGUUGAUAAUGCUACUGCCGCCGACACUGUUUACAAUGCCAUCAAGACCGGCUACCGGUUAUUUGAUGGCGCCUGCGAUUAUGGUAACGAGAAAGAGUGCGGUGAGGGUGUGGCGCGUGCAAUUAAGGAGGGUAUCGUGAAGAGAGAAGACCUCUUCAUUACGUCUAAGCUAUGGCCUGUCUUCGAGGAUGGUGACAAGGUAGAGCCCGCCUGCAAGCGCUCCCUAUCCGACUGGGGUCUUGACUACUUCGACUUAUACCUGAUCCACUUCCCCGGUGCUCUAAAGUACGUCGACCCGGCCGUGCGGUAUCCUCCGGGGUGGCACUACGACGGCAAGUCCACUAUUGUCCGAUCCAACACUCCGCUGCACAUAACGUGGGCUUCUAUGGAGGGAUUGGUAAACAAGGGAUUGACCAAAUCGAUCGGUGUGUCAAACUUCCAGGCGCAACUGAUCUACGAUAUGCUGCGAUACGCAACCAUUCCUCCAGCUGCUCUGCAGAUCGAGCACCACCCAUAUUUAGUGCAACAGGAGCUGUUGAAUCUCUGCAAGGCUGAGGGUAUCGCCGUCACGGCCUACUCCUCCUUCGGCCCUGCUUCUUUCCUCGAGUUCGGAUUCAAGCAUGCCGAGGCCCUCGUACCCUUGAUGAAGGACGACCUAAUUACCAGUUUGGCCGAGAAGUACAACAAGCAGCCCUCGCAGAUUCUGCUACGAUGGGCUACUCAACGUGGCCUUGCCGUUAUCCCUAAGACGGUCCGUCCCGCGAUUAUGGCCCAGAACUUGGACAGUACCGGAUUCGAUCUCGAGCCGGCUGAUAUCGACAGUAUCACUGCUAAGGAUGCAGGCAUUCGCUUCAACCAGCCUUCUAACUACUUCGACACGGAUAAGAUGUGGAUUUUUGGUUAA
Messenger RNA from Daldinia childiae, 969 nucleotides. Its product is annotated as NAD(P)H-dependent D-xylose reductase XYR1. Gene Ontology annotation, cellular component: cytosol. Lineage: Eukaryota; Fungi; Ascomycota; Sordariomycetes; Xylariales; Hypoxylaceae. The record is from RefSeq and is a predicted model, not a curated record. Gene Ontology annotation, molecular function: aldose reductase (NADPH) activity. Bases 1 to 969 code for a protein of 322 amino acids. The transcript has 3 exons.